AUGGCCAGCCGGCUGGCCAAGGAGGAGGGGUGGCUGGCAGAGCACAUGCUGAUUCUGGGCAUCACCAACCCCAAGGGCCAGAAGAAGUACUUUGCGGCUGCGUUUCCCAGCACCUGUGCGAAGACCAACCUGGCCCUGAUGAACCCUACCCAACCACGAUGGAAAGUAGAGUCUGUGGGUGAUGAUAUCACCUGGGUGAAAUUUGACCAACAAGGUAACUUGCAGGCCAUCAACCCAGAGAAUGGGUUUUUUGAUGUCGCUCCGGGAACCUCUGUAAGGACAAACCCCAAUGCCAUCAAGACCAUCCAGAAGAAUACCAUCUUCACCACUGUGGCCGAGACCAGUGACGGGGGUGUUUACUGGGAAGGCAUUGACAAGCUCCUGGCCUCAGGCAUCAAGCUCAUUUCCUGGAAGGGCAAGGAGUGGGACCCCAAGGAUGGGGAGCCUUGCGCCCACCCCAACUCGCGGUUCUGCACUCCGGCCAGCCAGUGCCCCAUCAUUGACCCUGACUGGGAGUCUCCAGAGCGUGUGCCCAUUGAGGGCAUCAUCUUUGGAGGGUCGUUUCUUUCUCCUGCUAAAGACGUCCCUCUGGUCUAUGAGGCUCUCAGCUGGCAGCACGGCGUGUUUGUGGGGGCAGCCAUGAGAUCUGAGGCCACGGCAGCGGUGGAGUACAAGGGCAAAAUCAUCACGCACGACCCAUUUGCCAUGCGCCCCUUCUUCGGCUACAACUUCGGCCAGUACCUGGCACACUGGCUCAGCAUGGCCCAGCGCCCUGCAGCCAAGCUGCCCAAGAUCUUCCAUGUCAACUGGUUCCAAGAGGACAAGGCCGGCAGGUUCCUCUGGGCCGGCUUCGGCGAGAACUCCCGGGUGCUGGAGUGGAUGUUCAACCGCGUGGACGGGGAAGGCGGCCCCCAGCUCACGCCCAUCGGCUACAUCCCUCAUGAGGGUGCCCUGGACCUGCGUGGCCUGGGGGUUGUUGACGUGAAGGAGCUCUUCCACAUGUCCAAGGAGUUCUGGGAGGAGGAGGUGGAAGAAAUACAGAAGUACCUGGAGGAACAGGUGAAUGCCGAUCUCCCCCCCGAGAUCAAGAAUGAGGUCCUGGCCCUGAAGCAGAGAAUCAGCCAGAUGUAA
Messenger RNA from Rangifer tarandus platyrhynchus (Svalbard reindeer), 1131 nucleotides. NCBI's taxonomy places the organism in Eukaryota, Metazoa, Chordata, Mammalia, Artiodactyla, Cervidae. The record is from the annotation of a GenBank genome assembly.